GCUCUGGAGCGCCCCUUACCCAGACGUUCUCAUCUCACACUCUCUUUCUCACUCGCUCUCUCUCUCUCUCUCCCAAACACACACACGCACACACACACACACACACCACGGAGAUCCCCGAAAACGCGUGUAGUGCCAGUGCCUUUUCUUCCUCACCGCUCUCUCUCUCACUCUCUCUCUCUCUCACGCUCUUUCAGGGCCUGCAAUACCGCGCUCUGCUCUCACACAUUCACUCACUCACUCUCUUCCUCUCACACGCGUCCAGCCACGCCGCUUUUGAAUGGCACACAUGGAGAAAGACAACAACAAUAUUAGUGGGUCUGCAGACCUGUUUUUGAAGGUGUAGUGUCGACCGGUCUUUUUUUUUCUGUGUUUUAUUUUCGCCGUUGGAUAGAGGAAGAGGGAGAAAGAGAGAGAGGAGAGGACAUCGCUUUUGUGUCAAGACAGUAUAGUUGUGUGGCACUUGCAUUGCUUAAUGUGUCAUCUCUCCCGAUCCCCCCCGACCCCACCAAAAGUCGCCUGCAUAGAUCUGGGGCCAACAAUUGACAGUGCCAUCUGCCUGACUCAAACAAGCAGGGGAAUGAUCCUCGUGUGAUUGCUCGUGUCGUCGAAUCUGCGGGAGCUGCAUCUUGUAUUUUUUUUUUUAUCCUGCAUUUUGAAUGGGGAAAAUGAAGCGGUGUUUGAAAAUGUCAUUGAACAUCUGUCAGUCAUGAAAGGGACAAGGAUUGCGUCAUCGAGAACGAAGACGUUUGUUGAGCUACGUGAAAAGUAAGGUAUCCAACACGUAAAUGCGGCGGCGUCUCAAGGCGACUAACCUGUAGAAGGGAAGCACCCAGAUGAUUGCAGUGUGCACGCGGGUCUUCGUCCGUAGUGCCUUACACAACCCGAGGAGCUGUGUAGUAAGAAGAGAAAGAGAGGAGGAGAGCUCUAAUACCCCCUUAACCCCUCACCAGUAGAAGGGGAAGAAAGAGGAGGAGGGGGGAGCAGGCGACCCUCACAGCAGCAGCAGCAGCAGCAGCAGCAGCAGUAGUAGUAGUAGCAGCACCCGCAGGAGGAGAGAAGCGUGGCACUAGGAAUCAACAGGUGGCACUCCUGGCUGCUCAGGAAAUUUAUAUGGCUCCCGUCGGCCCCUUCUGUGCCAGCAGGAGAAUGCCAUCUGUCACGGGGGGUCCGUAAACUUCCAUCUGGGGAAGGGACCCACCCUCUCUACCCCCGUCGUGCCACCGUAUUACAUGAUGCGCUCGCUCUUCGAUAGAUGUAGUUUCCGAGUUGGCAUGAGUACGGUGCCCGGGGUGAGCCGCGCCCACACCGAGGCCGCCCACACCGCCCACCACCACCACCACCACCACUCAUUCCAGCCCUACAAUUGUCUGGUGGACAUGGAGCUGCAAGAGGGCCUGACGGGGCGUCUUCUGGACACCCACAGCAUCAUCUUCGGAGAGGGAUUCUCCGACACCCUCUCGUCGAGGAUUGUGGGCGCCGACGGCACCAACGCCUACCGCCCAUGGGAGGCUGACCCAGGGGACCACCGUCCACCUGACCACAGACUCCACCCACUGUCAGCUGUCUCGUCCGCGCCCGGGCCCAUACAGGUUCUGGCCCACUCGCCCUCGGUGCCACCGCCCGUGGCGUCCAGCGCCCAGAUGUCUCACUACGCGCACACCAUUCCUACUUAUAGCGACAAUUACCCGGCAGGGCCCGCCGGCCCCCACCCGCCCCACCCGCCCCACCACGUGGGACACCCCCAGCACCCGGUGCCACACAAAUUGCCGCCCUUCGCCGCCUUCAGUCCAGAUCGCAGCGUCGGGAGUACGACGCCCUCGCCGCUGCCUUCCUUCAACACUUUGCCUUCGCCGCACGCCCGCUACCCCCUGGUCCCCGCCCCCGUCCAGGCGCGGGAGAUCCCCACCAUCCAGCAGCAGAUGAUGGAUGAGAGACACAUCCGUAUGUUCGAAUCACCGCAGGGCAGCGAUCCGGCGCCUUCAUCCACCACGCCGGCCCAGGCCUCGCCCAACACCCAGCCGCCCACGGUGUCCAGCGGCAGCGCCAGCAGUUGCAGCAGCGGAAGCAGCAACAGCACCAACAGCAACAGCAACGCCAGCAUAGCUCAGCAGCAACAGUCGACUUACGACGGCAGUUCGACGCUCCUCCGCCUGGAGGGCUCCGUCAGGGUCGGGGUGAAGCGCGCGGGGCGAGCGGGCUCCCUGGAGUCCUCGGAGAGCGACGCCUCCGUCUCGGGUACCGAGAACAGCGGCCAGGUCUCCAGCAUCAGCUCCUCGGCCGUCAACAAUAACGAAAACAACGGCGGCUCCCAGAAUAACAUGAACUCCUCGAAUUCUGUCCCGUGCUCCGAAGGGGGGUUCCGGCCCCCGCCGCCCCAGCAGCCGCCUCCCCCACAGGAUGACCCACCCGAAAAACCUGUGAAGAAAAAGCGGAAACGUUGUGGUGACUGUGUAGGGUGUCAGAGGAAGGAUAAUUGCGGGGACUGUGCCCCUUGCAGAAAUGAUAAGUCUCACCAGAUCUGUAAGAUGAGAAGAUGCGACAAACUCACAGAAAAGCGGGUAAAAAAUUUGACAGGAGCCGGCCAUGGAGAAAAGACUCCAAGAGGAGAGAAAUGGAACGCCGACAAGCUGGAAUGGGUGCCAUGAUGCCCUUCUUCCCAGGUCCUGGAAUGGGUGAGCAGCCCCCCCUGCCCCCUCCAGAAAUGCCCCCAUUCCCACACAUGAGGGAGCGCUUCCCGAAUGCCGUUUGGGGAGGGGAGUCUCCGCAAGGACAGUGGCCUCC
Molecule: messenger RNA, 2784 nt
Organism: Macrobrachium nipponense
Lineage: Eukaryota; Metazoa; Arthropoda; Malacostraca; Decapoda; Palaemonidae
Product: methylcytosine dioxygenase TET-like
Exons: 4
Coding region: 1233-2648 (471 amino acids)
Cellular component (GO): nucleus
Molecular function (GO): zinc ion binding; methyl-CpG binding
Source: RefSeq, a predicted model, not a curated record